This is a messenger RNA of Aspergillus calidoustus, 2914 nucleotides long. Lineage: Eukaryota; Fungi; Ascomycota; Eurotiomycetes; Eurotiales; Aspergillaceae. The record is from the annotation of a GenBank genome assembly.
AUUAUAAGCAAGAAUAAUGCGCUCCUUUUGUGGAAGAGCGUCUGCACUCUGCUUGAAGACGUCCAGCUGGAGUAGUGGCUCGGUGAAAGGGGACAUGGUGAGUAUGCUCUCUCUCGCCAAUCGAGUCGUACUGUAUUCGAUUCAAUCCAAUGCACAUCUCGUCUUCAGGCAAAGAGCUAAUCCCUGCUAUAUAUACCCAUCCGGUCGGGUCGAAUAGUGGAGAUGAAGCACGGUCCAAUAAUUGGGAUAGGAGCCAUGCUUUGAUGGUCUGACGAGAAGCCAAGCAAGAGACCGUGUCAUAUCGUUUCGGAUCUCAAGUACAACUCGACCAAGAGAGUCAUCGACUCCAACUUAUCGCCGUUUUCAUCUACUUGUACCGAAACAUGACUCUGUACCGACCAGCUGGUUAGGGCCGGCGGCCGCUAGUGGUCGUGCUGACAAGUAGCGCCAGCAUAACACAACGGUAUAUGGGGUGGAGAACCCAGAUGGCGCAGGUAAGCUCAAGUCAGCAAUCGCCAGCAGGGCUCAGCGACGCCGUAGUCCAUCAACUCGGCUUUCUCCGUGCUGUGCUGACUCUUCGUUGUCCGAGUCGGGGCUCCUUCGUCCCACAAAGCUUGAUGUCGGCGCUAGCCACAAUCUGAAAGUUUUGCGGCGCUAGACUCCGACAUACCAUUAGCAAUGUCAAGUUCAGCCGGCCUGUGAAAAUACGUAGAGCCACGUCCAGUCCCGGAAUUGUGGCAAACCCAGGAGUUAAUGGCUAAUGCCGAUCUGUAAUGCGAUACAGCUUAAGGUGGUGCAAGUUCUCCGAGCUGAAAACAAGCACCCCCGGCCGCUAGUGCAUGUACCCUACCAGCGCAUACAAUACAGCGCGGCAAAACUCCAACACAUAUAAACCAAAUUCAUCCCUGAUACACUCCCAUACCCACCGCAAGUCCUCUCUCGGUUUUCUCGCUCAUCUCCCGCAAGCAAAACGCCCAAGAUGGCCGCCACACCCCCAGUCCCCACGAUUAUCUCCUCCCUGCCUGAGUUCCUCGAAGUUCGCGAAUACGACUAUGUGGUUGUCGGCGGCGGCGCCGCGGGUCUUGUCCUCGCCGCGCGGCUUUCCGAAGAUCCCAAUGUAACCGUCGCUGUCCUCGAGGCUGGCGAUGCGCGCGUGGGUGAUGCCAAUAUCGUGUCGCCCGUAGGAAUGGCAGCUGUAUUGGAUAAUCCGGACUAUGAUUGGUGUUUUCGAUCGACGCCGCAGCCAGGUAACAACGGAAAAGUGCACCACAUCGCGCGCGGAAAGUGUCUUGGUGGCUCAAGCAGCAUCAACUUCCUAGCGUACUGCCGCCCCUCGAGAGCCGACAUCGACCGAUGGGAAGAGCUCGGCAACAAAGGGUGGAACUGGGAUGCUCUCUCACCGUACUAUCGGCGAAGCCAGCGGAUCGCGCAGGGGAGUUUACCUCUCCAGGGCUCACAGGAGAGCUUCGCACAUGAACAGCAGUUCCACGGUGACGAGACGGGUGUUAUCGCGACCUCAUUUCCCUCGUGGAGGUUUCCCUUUGAGGAUCCGCUGCUGAAGGCGCUGGAUGAGGCUGCUGGUGGCCUGGCGAGGCCGGUUGAUCCGUGGAGUGGUGAUCAUCUGGGGUUCUAUGGGACGUUGUCGACGAUUGAUCGGACGGGGGAGAGGCCCGUGCGGUGUGAUGCUGCCGCGGGGUAUCUCAAGCUCAUGGCAGAUAGGUCGAAUGUCAGGAUCCUCACUAACGCCCUUGCGUGUCGGGUCAUCCUCAGCGAGGAGGCGGAGGGGAGCCCCGAUACGCCUAUCGCACGCGGCGUGGUGUUCUCGUACCAGGAGCACAUGUACCGUGUACUUGCAAAGAAGGAUCUCAUCCUCAGCUGCGGCAGUAUCAAGUCUCCUCAACUGUUGGAGCUCUCGGGAAUCGGCGACCCGGCUCUGCUCGAGGCCGCUGGGAUCGAAUGCCGUGUGCCACUGCCUGCUGUCGGACGCAAUCUGCAAGAACAUCCCAUGACGUCUGUGACCUACGAACUCACCCCAGAGACGCACACCCUCGACACGCUCUUCGCUGACGCGACCCUCUUCGGCCAGUACUUGCAACAAUACUUUACCGAAGGCGACGGCCCCGUUGGCGGGUGCAUGAGCCUAACUGGUUUCCUGCCGUACGCGUCUCACGUCUCUGAGUUACGACUCGAACAAAGCCUGACCAGCGAAACCAAAAACAACAUUGAAUCCGAAGAAAUCACCCGCACCCUCUCCCUCCUCCGCGACAAAGCCACUCCCAGCAUGCAACUGACCUGUGUCCCCGCCAACUUCUCUCCAGAGACCGGGCACGCCCAUCUUAACCAAGUCAUGCCCGGCGCCCCCGCCGGCCGAGGCCCCUGCUACACAAUCCUCAUCGCCAACUCGUACCCGCUCUCCCGUGGAAACAUCCACAUCACCACCUCGGACCCCUUCGCGGCGCCGGGGAUAGACCUCGGUAUCCUGCGUCACGAGCUCGACGUCGAUGUCCUGGCUGCGGGCGUGCUCUUUGCAGAUAAAGUAUUCCAGUCUGCGCACGUACGUGACAAGGUUGUUGCGCGGGUAAGUCCGCCUGCGUCGGUAAAUUUGGAUAGUUGGGAGGCGGUUAGGGGGUAUGCGCGGGACCAGACGCUUGUGUUCAAUCAUUUGUUGGGGACAUGUGCUAUGGGCGAGGUGGUUGAUGACCGGUUGGCAGUUAAGGGGGUACAGGGGUUGAGGGUUGUGGACGCGAGUGUGAUUCCAAACCAGAUGAGUGGGAACAUCAUUGCGACGGUUUAUGCUUUGGCGGAGAGGGCGGCGGAGUUGAUUAGGCAGUGAGAUGUAUAAAUGGUUGGAAGAGUGCCUAAGUGAUGCAGCUGUUUUUUAGCUAUGCUUAAGCGAAGUUAUUGAGAUCUCAAG